GUCUGACCGUGAACCUGUUCAUUUCUAUUCGUUGAAUAUUAUUUGAAAUUGUCAUUACGAAAUUAUUUAUGUUACACAGAAGGCACAUGUGGUGAAAAAAAAAAAACGAAAACCGCUACGGCUUCAGGUCGCUGUUUCGUCGCCAUGCUUUAUGCACUUCUCUACUUGGCGCUGGCCUCAACGGCGAAGGCUUACUACUCGACAAACCCCUACGAGAGGCAUUUGAGAUCCGACGCCGAAUCGAGGGUAGGUUACGCCACCAGCAUCGUCCAUGAUGGCGAUCAAAAAGCCGAGAGCUCCAUCAACGUCGAUUUCGGCAGUUUUGAGGCCCAAAAAACCAACGCGCGUCAGUACAAAGGCAAGGUCAGUUUCAAUCCGAGCGGGGCCCAAUUCUACAACGUCGGGUACAGCGUGAGCUUCAACGGUAAACGGCAGGUGCAGAGAAACCCGGUUCCGAAACGUCAGACUUUGGAGCACGCGGAAAUUAUCACCGGGAGAGCGAAGAAAAACGAGCAAGUGACCGCCCCUCAUACGGAAAACAUAUUUUCGCACGCCCUGGCUGCUCAGAAACACUUGAUAUCCGGUAUUAAGCCCAAAGUGUUCCCCGGUCGACCUCUAGAGAAACCAGGCAGGGGUCUACUAGAGGAAGCCAGCUCGUUCUCCUCUAAAACGCAACAUCACAUCAAAGGACUGGAAAAGACCAAAGCUUUGCAGUUGGCCAAUCGAAAGUAUAAAAACGCUCAGGGUUCAGAUUACAGCAGGUGGAAACACCUGGGCGCCGGGGUGGAGAUAGUCAAGAGCGCUGAAAUUCCAGUUAGUACGAAGUACGUCAACCCGCCUCAAGACGUUACCAAAUUCAACCACGUCGGCGCAUUGGAAAGCAGCCAGCAGUUCGACGCCACCAACGUAUUGGGUAAUACCGAUUCCGAUAUGUUCGGCAACGAUCGACAAAGAAGUUCGUACGUCGGGCAUAACCCUACCAAACUACCGAUGGACAUGUCUUUGUUACGUGACCCGGUCAUUAUAACGAACCCUCAAAACAUCCCGAACGAUCCUAACGUCAUCCCUAUUCACUUCGAUUUGCGAUCCUUGCACUUGGCAACGCCCACUGAAGCAAAUUACAACCCCGUGGAGCAGAACUAUGCUUACCGCGAAGGGAACGAGCCAAGUUUGGACGAUAAUAGUCAAAUUUAUGCGGCAGAAGACGCAUACGAUGACCACGAGACCUCUCAGAGUGAGGUUCAGUACAAAGUGUACGGCAAGCCUCAGCCUCAGCCCUUGGACAGUUUUAGGUACACCAACACGCCGACUAACGUGAAGAAGCCAAAGAAAAGCAACAAACCCAGGGAGCCCAGGAUUGGGAACCACUUCAACAAGUACGGCACGAUCAGGCUCCCGCCUUUGGGUCAAAAGUUCUUUUAAACCGAUGAACUGUAGACGAUCGGUGUUUGUACAUAGUCCCGAGGCAAAUGUCACAUGCCGUUAUUUAUGCUGUUGUUAAUUUAUGUUGUUGAUUUAAAUGUUGUUAGUUGUUGUAAGUGGCGAAGUCUUAAAAGUCUUGAACAUUUGGUAUCGGUAAUAAUCGAUAGUUACUCGCUAGUCAAUUGGUUGUCAAAAAAAGGUACUUUUUAUUUAUACUUAUAUUUUUUUAUUAGUUAACUAAGUUAUAAUACGGCGGACAGAUUCAAAUUUUGCCAAAAGCUUGACAAUAGUUAGUAGAACGAGAGGUCAGACAUCGAAAUCGGUCAAAAACUGUCUGACCAAUGGUCCGACCAAGACAAAUGUGUUAUAACAUAUUGAAUGUUAUUUUCUUUACAAAUCUUCUGGAUUCCUCCUGCGCUUUGAUUCAUCAACAACCGUAGCAGGUGGAAUUCAAUUCAAUUUAUACACAGUAUUAUAGUAGCCUGUGAAUGUUUGUUUAAAAAAUUGACUGUUAUUGUCUCCCGAUAUUUUCCAAAGUCGGAAUUGUAGACAAUCGACAAAUUUGACUUUUCAAUAAAGAGGAUUUGUAAAUAAAAAAAACGUUAUUAACAAAUUAUAUUCAUUUUAAAAGAACUAUACUUUAAUAAAAAUAAAUACUUUUCUCCAAUUCGACCCAAUAUUUUUAACCGGAUUCUUACCAAAAAUUUUUGAUUAUAUUGGUAAAAUAACGCUAAACUUAAAAUUCAGAAAAUGUUUUUUUCAAGCUU
Messenger RNA from Cylas formicarius (sweet potato weevil), 2189 nucleotides. RefSeq lists its product as uncharacterized. NCBI's taxonomy places the organism in Eukaryota, Metazoa, Arthropoda, Insecta, Coleoptera, Brentidae. The coding region runs from base 145 to 1422 and encodes 425 amino acids. The transcript has 2 exons. The record is from RefSeq and is a predicted model, not a curated record.